Molecule: messenger RNA, 981 nt
Organism: Mollisia scopiformis
Lineage: Eukaryota; Fungi; Ascomycota; Leotiomycetes; Helotiales; Mollisiaceae
Exons: 4
Coding region: 1-783 (260 amino acids)
Biological process (GO): mycotoxin biosynthetic process
Source: RefSeq, a predicted model, not a curated record
AUGCCAUCUAACUAUGACUAUCAAGAUGUCGGUAGCGACGACCAUGAAAAUUCUUCUACAGACGUAGAAGACUCUGCCUUGGAUGGCAAAGAAGUAUGGACAAAGCCGUCACGGAAAUCGUGGGUGCGUCGUCUGUUGGAAGGCAUUCGAUCUGUCUGGUGGGUAGUGAACACUUCGCUACUUCUCAUCAUUCUUGCAUUGCUGCUCGAAUCGCGAUGGAGAUCAGACAAAGCAAGACUCGAGUUUGGAGGUGACUUAACUGGAUUUGUUCCUCAUUUCUCACAGCAAAUAACCACCUUUAGGCCAGACUUGUCUUUCGUCCCAAAACGGGCCGAGGAUUUCUGGCUUGAUAGUACCCAAGAAAGAUGGCUUAGCAUUGUACCAAGAGGUUUGGGAUACGUUCACGUCGACAAUCCAUCGGAUUACGACAAUCUCCCACAACCUAUUCAUGAUUACACGAACAUGACAGUCUUUACAACAGCCAUGCCACAUCAACUACAUUGCCUGUACAACAUUCUAGAAGUCUACUAUGCGGUGGUGGGAGACAACCCACGCCAUAUCCCUACAAGCAUGACCUUUCACCUUCAACACUGCUUCGAGUAUCUCAGAUUGAGUAUCAUGUGUUCAGGAGAUGUCGCGCUGGAGGGUGCUGAAACUACAUUCCCUAAAGGGUUUGGUGGUAGUGAUGGUUGGGACUCGAAACAUGUGUGCAAGAAUUAUGGUGAAAUCUUUGAUUUCUUGGAUGAGAAGCGGGCGAACGAUCGGGUAUGGAUAGGACUAUGAGUUAUUCUGACGUAUAUGCGGACAGAUAAGUGUGACACCAGGUACGUCUGUGGACUCCCAGAUGCAAGUCACGCGGGAAUAGGUCACGAGCUACCUAUGGUAUAUAUGGAUAUCCGCAAUUGCUUUGCUUAUGCAAGCUUUCCUGAUACAUUAGUACACUACGCCCCGACAUUUGCGCAACUAGAAGUUAAGAUUACC